UCAACCUCGUACCUAUUUGGUUGCUGUUAGGUUUAGGAUGUUUGUUUGGGUUCGAUUAUACUUUGUAGUGAAUAAAAACCUUGCUUUUUCGUAGUGAAUGCAACUUGUUUGAUAAAAUGCCCCUUUGAAUAUGCUACAUAUUUCUACAAGGUUUUAGAGUUUAAGGAUUGAAGGCACUGCUUGAUAUGGCUUUAGAGUUUAAGGAUGCAUUUUCUCUGUUGCCAGAACAUGACUCUGUCUAUACUCUGUCUGUUACUUGAAGCUCCUAAUCGAAGUUUCUAAUGUUUUUACUGGAAGCAAACAUGUGACUGCAAAUAUUUAUUUCCCUGAAAUUUGUGAAAUUCAUAUGCAGUUAAUUGGCUGGUGUCAUAAAUCAGAUGAGUUUAUUAGUUCUUUAGGAAUGAAGAUGAAAACUAAAUUUGAUGACUAUUGGAAAAAAUGCAGCCUGGCUUUGGCUAUUGCUGCUAUCUUAGAUCCUAGAUUUAAGAUGAAGCUUAUAAAAUAUUACAAACUCUGAUUGGAAACUCUGAUUUAUGUUAUAGCUUAUGGUUCAUUGCAAUGUGUUGUAUGCUUUAGUUUAAGUUAGUAUAUACUUGAAUUUGCACUGAUUUUGUACGGUUAUAAUGUAUGAAUUUGUAAGUGAAUUCAGGCUGUUUGAGUGAUGCUGAUUUAUUUGUCGAUAUGUGUUGUGUUGUAUUGUCAUUAAGCGUCACUGAUUUAUUGUCGAUAUAUGCUAUCUGCUUUGUAAUUUAUGAAUUUGUAAGUGAAUUUGCACUGAAUUUGUAAGGGUAAUUUAUGAAUUUGUAAGUGAUUUUUUAUGUUUGGGAUCUGCAGAGAUGGAGGACAUAUUGCCAGGACCGAGCAGCCGGGUGGUUAUCACUGACAAUGCUUACCAUGUCAGUGAUAAUGUUUGGAGAGGUACAGAUAGGGGGCCUCUAGAGUGCUUUGGUGCGAGCCGUCUACUUCAUGUUUGGGUUCUGUCUGAGGCACAGAAGGAGCUGUUGCACGCCGUGGGAUUCGGAUUGUUUGCUAACCAGGAUGUGGGGGUACAGAAUGACACGGCAUUAGUCUCUGCACUCGUGGAGCGGUGGAGGCCUGAGACGAACACCUUCUUCAUGCGCCAGGGUGAGAUGACUAUUACUCUGCAGGAUGUGAGUUAUAUUUUGGGGCUGCCUAUUCUUGGGCAAGCCUUGGGAGGGCCAGCCAUACAGUGCCCGGCCUCGUGGUUUCGGAGAUUUUGGUUCGAGGAACUGAGUGAUGAAGAUUAUGAGGCUGGUUGGAAUAAGUCAGGCAUCAAGUUCACAUGGCUUUAUCAGAGAUAUGGACGGGCAGGUGUGGAGGGUGACCCUGAGCGGAUUGCAAUUCACACGCAGGCUUAUCUUAUGCUGGUUGUUGGGGCUGUUCUGUUCCCUACGAGGAGUAGGAGUGUUGUUCACCCGAGGUACAUUGGGCUCCUUCGUGAUAUUUCACAGAUUCAUACGUACUCCUGGGGUUCUGGUGUCUUGGCAUAUCUGUAUAGGGCUUUGGGGAUGGCUGUCAGGAAGGAUAACACACACAUUGCCGGUUGCAUGCUGCUACUUCAGAUUUGGAGUUAUGAGCGGUUUGAUAUCGGGUUGCCUUGUCCUUUUCCUCAGGCUGUGAGAUUUCCAGCUGCGUUGUAUUGGGCUUAUCCGAAGACGAAGAGUGUUCUACUUGAGGAUAAGGAAGCUGGAAAUGCAGAAGAGGUUGUGGUGAAGCCGGUGCUUGGGAAGCGGCGCCGGGGUUCUAAGGGUCCUCACCACAACUUGCCACACUAUAGGGCUGAGUUUGAUGGCGUCGGGUCAGAUCGAGUGAGGUGGACACCUUAUGAUGAGGAGCCAGAGGAGGUUUAUGGAGACGAGGAUGAGCCCCCUGUGAUUCCACAUCUUGAUUGGGAUCUGAUUGAGGCACAGUUUGCCGGACAGUCCAGGCUUCCACUUCUCUGCUUCGACAUUUGUGAGUUCCAGCAUUCUGACAGGGUUUUGAGGCAAUUUGGGUUGAGGCCGUGCAUUCCGAGGCCACCUGUAGACAUGACUGCGUAUAGGAAGCCGAAGCAGAGAUUCCAUGCAGAGAAUUGGAUGGCUGUGUGGUUCGCAGAGAUUGGGCGGUGGAGGCGCUUUUGUGACCGGCCUGACAUAGCCCUGUGUGAUGAUUUAGGGUACACUUCGGAGGCUGCGUACAUGGAGUGGUACAUGGAGGUGUCUAGGAGGCGAGUGGGGAAGCCAAAGCCCAAGCCUCAAUCAGAUUAUUCCAGUCGUGAGUUGUUUGACAACUACGAGGCCUUCCAGCUUAUUGAGUCAGCUAUGGACCUAGUAAGGCAGUUGGAUGCGCGUAUGCCUUCUAGUUUUGUCCCCGAGUUUCGACAACUUGCACCUAAGUUUGUCGACCGAUACUCUCGCUUCAUGAAGACUGUGAAGGGGCCGGGAUUCACCCCUCCAGUCUUUGAGCAUCUAGAUCGGGCAGACUUGUCUGGGACAGGGUUGGCAGGUGUCGCUGAGCAGGACAUCAUUCCCAUGACUCAGCCUUCGCAGCAUAUCCCCGAACAACCAGCAUCUUCUUCCCGUCCAGACAAGUUGGCACUUGUUAGUCUGAGGAAGGGGAAAUGGAAGAUGAACAAGCCCCUUUCUCCCACAAAGCAAGAUACAAUAGCUACAGAAUGGGGUUGGAAAGAUGGUGUGGUGAAGCUAGAUGGGGGGGUGAAGAAUGCAUUGUACGAGUUGAAGCCUGUCAAUUUGCUGACACUGGCUCCGGGAUCUUGGAUAGAUGACCGGAUUAUUUAUGCGUAUAUGGUACGUUCCUAGACCUCUAUGUGUAUUCCGUUUUGAAUUGAUGACCUCUAUGUGUACGUGUGUUAAGUA
This is a messenger RNA of Daucus carota subsp. sativus, 2876 nucleotides long. RefSeq names its product protein MAIN-LIKE 1-like. The record is from RefSeq and is a predicted model, not a curated record. The coding region runs from base 837 to 2819 and encodes 660 amino acids. Lineage: Eukaryota; Viridiplantae; Streptophyta; Magnoliopsida; Apiales; Apiaceae. The transcript has 2 exons. Gene Ontology annotation, biological process: meristem maintenance; meristem development.